Messenger RNA from Chinchilla lanigera (long-tailed chinchilla), 1862 nucleotides. RefSeq names its product paraspeckle component 1 (gene Pspc1). The record is from RefSeq and is a predicted model, not a curated record. Gene Ontology annotation, molecular function: RNA binding. NCBI's taxonomy places the organism in Eukaryota, Metazoa, Chordata, Mammalia, Rodentia, Chinchillidae. Gene Ontology annotation, biological process: regulation of DNA-templated transcription. Gene Ontology annotation, cellular component: nucleus.
GAAUCCAGAACAUUGGCUGAAAUUGCAAAAGCAGAACUGGAUGGCACCAUUUUGAAGAGCAGACCUCUGCGAAUUCGCUUUGCUACACAUGGAGCGGCUCUAACUGUCAAGAACCUUUCUCCAGUUGUUUCCAAUGAGCUUCUGGAGCAAGCAUUUUCCCAGUUUGGCCCAGUAGAGAAAGCUGUUGUGGUUGUGGAUGAUCGCGGUAGAGCUACUGGAAAAGGUUUUGUAGAAUUUGCAGCGAAACCUCCGGCACGAAAGGCUCUGGAGAGAUGUGGUGAUGGGGCGUUCUUGCUAACAACGACUCCUCGUCCAGUCAUUGUGGAGCCUAUGGAACAGUUUGAUGAUGAAGACGGCUUGCCAGAGAAGCUAAUGCAGAAAACUCAGCAGUAUCAUAAGGAAAGAGAACAGCCACCACGUUUUGCUCAACCUGGGACAUUUGAAUUUGAGUAUGCGUCUCGAUGGAAGGCUCUUGAUGAAAUGGAAAAGCAGCAGCGUGAGCAGGUUGACAGAAACAUCAGAGAAGCCAAAGAGAAACUGGAGGCGGAAAUGGAAGCAGCUCGGCAUGAACACCAGUUAAUGCUAAUGAGACAAGAUCUAAUGAGACGUCAGGAAGAACUCAGACGCUUGGAAGAACUCAGAAACCAAGAGCUGCAAAAACGGAAACAAAUACAACUUAGACAUGAAGAGGAACAUCGUCGUCGUGAAGAAGAAAUGAUUAGACACAGAGAACAGGAGGAAUUGAGGCGACAGCAGGAAGGCUUUAAACCAAACUAUAUGGAAAACAGAGAACAGGAAAUGAGAAUGGGUGAUAUGGGUCCCCGUGGAGCAAUAAACAUGGGAGAUGCAUUUAGCCCAGCACCUGCUGGUAACCAAGGUCCUCCUCCAAUGAUGGGUAUGAAUAUGAACAACAGAGGAGCUAUACCUGGCCCACCAAUGGGUCCUGGUCCUGCCAUGGGACCAGAAGGAGCUGCAAAUAUGGGAACUCCAAUGAUGCCAGAUAAUGGAGCAGUGCACAAUGAUAGAUUUUCCCAAGGACCACCUUCCCAGAUGGGAUCUCCUAUGGGGAGUAGAGCAGGUUCUGAGACCCCUCAGGCACCAAUGACCGGUGUGGGUCCCGUGAGUGGUGGUCCUGGUGGCUUUGGUAGAGGCACUCAAGGGGGCAACUUCGAAGGUCCUAAUAAGCGUCGUAGAUACUAAACGUUCUUUUGUUCCUGGCUAUUUUGAAAAACAAAAUUCAGUGGUAUGCCUUUACACUUUUACCUGUUACCUGGAAGAAAUGGUUUUAUUGUUAAUGUGUGUAGACUGAAAACGUUUUCUUUUGUAAAACUUGAGGUUUUGUAUUUUUCUUUAUUCAUAAGCUUUGUAGAUUAGAAUGGUAAUGAUGAUACGCAUCAUUGUGAAUGUUAAAAUGUGUUUGUGACUUUAGCUAACUACAGUUAUGCUAUAGUACUGUGAAAUUUAUGUAGUUUCUUUCUCUCAAUAAAGAAAUCAUUUUGAGUAAUUUAAGAUGUUACUAGUGGUAUUCUCUUGCGGUUUUACUAAACUUUGCUGUAACAAUAAUUCCUUGGUUGCUUUAACUAAUCCUCGCCAUUUAAAAAUCCAAAAAUGAUUUUUGCUUUUUUUGUGCAAGUAGCCCUGAAGAUAGAAACUUAGUGAAAGCUAAUGUCAAUACAGAUUAGUACAUUUGGGGGUGGGAGUGCAUGGGUUAAUUUGUAUAACCUACUGAUGUUUUGUGAAGUUGGAGUUACUGCCUACAUUUCAUAAAGAUUCUGAAUAUUCAGAUAUUCUGAAAAGGAUCAAUAAGGGUAUCUUUGUCCUGUGUUGCUUUUUCUAAAUAAAUCUUUUGAAUCUUGAAAAAA